Molecule: messenger RNA, 3295 nt
Organism: Nymphaea colorata (pocket water lily)
Lineage: Eukaryota; Viridiplantae; Streptophyta; Magnoliopsida; Nymphaeales; Nymphaeaceae
Product: disease resistance protein RGA2-like
Exons: 3
Coding region: 949-3285 (778 amino acids)
Biological process (GO): defense response to other organism
Molecular function (GO): protein binding; ADP binding
Source: RefSeq, a predicted model, not a curated record
UUUCCACUUUCAGAUUUAAGCAGUCGUGGACCUAAAUUUUUUUGGCCUUACUUCCUCUUCCUCUCGUUCCAUUUUCAGAUUUCCAGUUCUCUUCCUUUGCUAGCUCUUUCUUCUACCAAGAAAAGAUGAAAAAAAACAGAGGAGAUGACAACAGUAAUCAACACCCUUGUGCAAACACCUAUUUCUGUUCUGUUAGAGGCUAUAGCCAGCUUGUUGGAAGAAAAGGUGGAUUUCAUCUUGAAUGCCGAAGACGAUCUCAAGGUGCUCCAGGAGAAGGUGAGAUGCUUUCAAGAGGCCCUCAAAGCCACAGAUCACUUUUUCAGCAAUGAGCGCAACAGAGAUCUGGAGGGACAGCUGAAGGAUGUUUUCAAUGAUGCCCAGGAUAUCAUCGAACGAUACCAAACCACAACUGCACUUUGCAAAAGGGACAAGUGCUAGCUAAACUCUUGCCCAAGGCAUCCCCAGCUCAAGGCAGUCCCCUGCCCAAGGCGACCCCUGCUCAAGGCGUCCCCUGCCCAAGCAACAUUUGCUUGGCGUCCCCUUCAAGUCAAGCUCAGCCGGGCCUCCCUUCUUCUGCCCUGUUCUGGGCGCAAUGCCAACCCGUGGUAGCCUCAAUCCUCGCAUCGACACAGAAACAUGGAAGAGAAAAAAAAGCUGCAACUUGAAUGUAGCUAGUCUAUAGAACAGACAAAAGAGUGGAAGCCAGGGCUGGAUGUAAUUUUAUAUUAAAGCCACUUGCUGUCGUGCUGUCUAAAUUAAAGGGAGUGAGAGUGCCAUUGCAUGUACUCUACCAUUGGCAAGCCAACCAUGUGGAGGUGGAGCUACUCGUCAACAGUAAUAUAAUUGUGGCAGCGUGGUCUUUAUAUUUAGCUGUUUGCCCUUCUUCCCCACCACUCGAAAAUUGCUUCUCUUCCUCUUGCUCUUCCAUCAACUGAGAAACUGGCGAAGAUGGCACUAGUAGUCGAUGCAGUUGCAGAAAUAGUUAUUUCUAAUCUCUUGGGGUCUGUAACCAGUUUAUUGAAAGACAAGGUGGACCUGAUUUUGAACGCCAAAGAUGAAAUCAAGAAGCUCCUGAGGAAGCUUGAACGCUUGCAGAAGGCCCUUAAAGAAGUAGAUCGCAAGCCCUUUUUCAGCAACGAGCGCGAUAAAGAUCUGGAGGGAGAGCUGAAGGAUGCUUUUUAUGAUGCCCAGGACAUCAUCCAGGAAUACCUAACCAUAAUUGAGCUCAGCAAAAGGGAUAAGGGUUCUAUGUCUUCAUGGAACAAGGUAAGAAAGCCCUGGAUCACUCUGUGCUCUUGCUUUAAAGAACAUGUAUCUGCUUCCUACCAACUUGGAAAUGAAGUUAGAAGGAUCAACGAAAAGCUUGAUGAAAUAGAAAAAAAUAUUAAAACGAUGGAUUUUGUCAACACAACUCCAAAAGAGAGUAGUGGUGAGGGUCCUAUGGGUGGUGUACGUGACAAUCCUCGAGAGACAACCCAUCACAUAGGUACUGUUCAACCACACCUAGGCAGGGCGGACGAUAAGGAGAAAGUAAAAGAACUCUUGUUUGAUGGCUCUAUAGAGAGUAGUGUCCUAGGAAAACGUGGUGUUUCUAUUGUAUCCAUUGUAGGUCAAGGUGGGAUUGGGAAAACCACUCUUGCAAAAAUGAUCUUUAAGGAAACCGAAGAACAGUUUGGGAAACGUAGGUGGUGGGUUUGUGUUUCGAAAAAACCAAACCGCACAGAUUUGCUACAAAAGAUACUAAAGGUCGUGUGCAAGGGAUCAGAAAGAGAACUUGAGGGUGUCACUUCCUUAAGUGACUUAUGUACACGACUCCAGAGUGAGCUUUCAAAGAGCAGGUUUUUGUUGGUCUUAGAUGAUAUAUGGGAAUUAAGUUGGUGGGGUGGAGAGGUAGAGGACACCCUGAGGGGAGGUGCAAAGGAGAGCAAGAUUUUGAUCACCAGUAGAUACAUAGAAGUCUCCCAAGGGAUUGGUGCUAAAAUGCAUAAACUACCAGAAAUGACUUUUGAAGAAAGUUGGAGCUUGUUUUUGGAUGUGGCAUUGAAAGAAGAAAAUGAAUUGGCGAGCCACAAUUUGAAAGAUAUUGGGGAGAGGAUAGUGGACAAGUGUGGUGGGUUGCCGCUUGUAGUCCAGACUGUAGGGUCCUUAAUGCGUACAAAAAGGAUGACCGAAGAUGCCUGGAAUAGCGUUGAAAAGAGUGGGAUCUGGGAAUGGAGUAUGCCUGCAGCCUCAUCGUCUUCCUCUCAAUAUGGUGACAUUCUUCCUGGUCUCAUGCUGAGCUAUGAUGACUUGCCAGCGUCUUUGAAGAGUUGUUUUGUAUAUUGUUGCAUUUAUCCAAAGGAUUAUCAGAUAGAAAGGGACUUAUUGGCCAUGCAAUGGGUCGCGCAUGGAUUGAUUGAGGAAAAGAAGGGCAUGGAUGUGGAAGUGACAGCGAACCAAUGUAUUGAUGAUUUGAUAAAUAGGUGCAUGAUUGAAGAAACUGAAGAAGGGGAUGUAAAACUGCAUGACACUUUGCAUGACCUUGCCUCAUAUAUAGGUAGAAAGGAAUAUAGCCAUGCCUCUCCUACUGAGCACACCCGCCAUCUGUCAUUGCUUGAUAUAGAUGAUGCAGAGAUGCCCAUGCAUAAUGUUUCAUUAGUAGCAAAUAAGUUGCGCACAUUGUUCUGUGCAUCCUUGCCGUCGGAACACUUCACCAACAUCAAGUGGUUGAGGGUAUUGUCAUUGGAGGAAUGUGAAAUGGAUGAGCUGCCAAAUUCCAUUGAAUGUCUUUCACUACUAAAGUAUCUCAAUCUAAGCUAUUCUGACAUGAAACGGUUGCCCAGUUCAAUCGACAGACUUUGGAACUUGCAAACGUUGGAUUUAAGUUAUAGUAAAAUUGAAGAGGUGCCCGAGGAAAUAGGUAAACUGUGCAACUUGAGGUAUCUUGGGUUGGAAGGUACAGAGGAAUUGAAAUUUGUAGCCGAAGGCUUGGGGAAGCUUACCAAUUUGCGGACCUUAAAAAGGUUUCUUUUAUGCAAUGACAAAGAGGAUAGAAGAGGAUGUAAUAUUAAGGAACUAAAAGACUUGAACAACCUAACGGGAAAAUUGUCCAUAGAAGGUUUGGGGGGUGCUAGAAAGGAAAUCAAUUUAGGAAAAGCCCAAUUGCUUAAGGAGAAGCAUCUUCUAACUGGUUUGAAGUUUGAUUUUGAGGAACAACAUGAUGACAAAGUUGCUGAUGCUUCUGAACAGAGUUGUAUGCUGGAUGCUUUGGAACCUCCACAUUGCCUCAAGAGCUUGAAAAACUAAUAAGCAUUAC